Molecule: messenger RNA, 1089 nt
Organism: Pelagomonas calceolata
Lineage: Eukaryota; Pelagophyceae; Pelagomonadales; Pelagomonadaceae
Source: the annotation of a GenBank genome assembly
GAUUAUCUAGUGAGACGGACACACUAGCCUAAGAGCCGGGAAGCGGCUCGCGCAGCGCCAGCUCAGCUAGUGAUCAAUACGAGCUGCGAACGAGUCAAACACGAUAGCUGCGCGACAGGCCAGCGCGGCAGACUGCAUCUGUCAGGACGCCAGAGCGCAAAAACACCAGUGAGGCCUGCACCAGCUUUACGAUCGAUUACUCGAGCUGCCGCGCGCAAAAAUCUUUGCCAACGCGCUAACGCAAACGAGCAAAUGGGCCGCCGCUGGGUGAGGAGAAAAAAACAGAAGACGGAGCAGCCGGCGCACAACUCGUUGGUCGCCGGCUACGGGAGCUCCGACGACGACGAGAGCGACGGCGAGGCCGCGAGUCCGUGGGAGAAGCACGUCGACGCGGCGACGGGCAAGCCCUACUGGCACGACCCCGCGACCAAGCGGACGACGUGGGACGACCCCUCGCCCGCGCCCGCGCCGGAGCCGGAGCCUGAGCCCGAGCCCGAGCCGGCGCCAGCGGCCGCGCCGGCGCCACCCCCGGCCCUCGCGCCGCUGCUGCCCGUCUUUCGAGCCCUCGAAAGCGAGCUCGACGGGAUCAGCGCCAGGACCGGCAAGUCGCCCUUUGCCCUCGACGCGGCGGCGCGCGCGCGGCUCGCCUUCGCGUCGUCGAGCACCGCCGAGCCCGUCGCCGUGCAAGCCAAGGCGCUCUCCGAGGCCUGCCUCGCGGCGCGCGCGGCGUGCGAGGGCCGGGACGAUCUCCUGGGCGCGGUCGCGCUCGGCGCCGUCGUCGCGCGCUACGCCGACUGGCACGGCGGCGCGCUGAGCGACGACGCGUUCGCGCGGCGGCUCCGCGCCAUGGCCGACGCGCUCGCGCCGGCCCCCGCGCCGGCGCCCGCCGCGCGGGCGUCGCGCUUCGACGUGCCGCCCGCGGAGGCCCCCGCGCCGGCGCCUGCGCCCGUAGCGGCGGCCGCCGACGGCGAGGACGCCGCGCCGCCGCCGCUGCCCGCGGGCUGGGCCGCGACGUGGGACGCGCAGCAGGGCUGCGUCUACUACUACAACGAGAGCAGCGGCGAGACGUCGUGGGCGCGGCCGACGUAG